Messenger RNA from Oikopleura dioica, 1746 nucleotides. The record is from the annotation of a GenBank genome assembly. NCBI's taxonomy places the organism in Eukaryota, Metazoa, Chordata, Appendicularia, Copelata, Oikopleuridae.
AUGCCAGAAUAUACAGUAGAGGACGUAUUAGUGAAGCUUGAAGCUUUGUUCAUCAGCGAUGCAUCUGUAUGCACAACUGAUCUUGCAUCAGACCUCCAGCUUGAGCACCAGAAAGUCGUUGGCUUCAUGAAGUCGAUUCAAGCAGCCGGAGAUUACAUUUCAGCCACCGACAGGGUCAAGGUCGACGUGACGCUGAAGCCAGAGGGAGAAGGCAUCGCAAAGAAUGGUAGCCACGAAUUCGUUUUCUGGUCGAAUGUGCCGGAAGAGGGAAUUACUCAAGGAGACGCGAUGAAAAACAUUCCAAAUGCUAAACUUGGAAUGGGAAAAGCACUUGCGGCGAAGUGGAUUUCAAAGAACAAGGAAGAUGGAAAGAUUUACAGAGCAGUCAAGGAAACUCCAGAAGAUACUAUCGGCAAUAUUUGCAAGAAAGUCGCUGCAGGCCAGCCACUAGAAGCAAAAGAGCUUGCUGAUGCCAAGAAACGAAAGCUCGUUGAUGAGAAGAAAUUAACCGUCUUUGACUUGAAGAAAUCAGCUGGCUUCAAAACGACCGUCGAAAAGCCAGAAACGGAACUUACAAAAGAACUUCUCGCGAAUGAUGCGUGGAAAAGCAAGACUUUCAAAGAAUACAACUACAACGCUACUGGUGUUCGACCCCCACAUGGAUUCCUCCAUCCUCUUUUGAAGCUCCGAAGCGCCUACAGAAAUAUCUUCCUCGAAAUGGGAUUCGAAGAGAUGCCAACAUCGAAUUUUGUCGAAUCAUCAUUCUGGAACUUUGAUGCCCUCUUCCAGCCCCAGCAGCAUCCAGCGAGAGAUGCUCAUGAUACUUUCUUCCUUUCUGAGCCAGCAUCGGCUUUGAACGAUCCACCAGCAGAUUACCUCGAGCGGGUGAAAAACAUCCACAGUCACGGUGGUUUCGAUUCCAAAGGCUACGGCUACGACUGGAGCAAAGAAGAAGCCAUGAAAAAUGUUCUCCGAACUCAUACCACCGCUGUUUCCGCGAAAAUGCUCUACAAACUUGCUCAGCAGAAGGAAUUCAAGCCCACUAAAUAUUUCAGUAUCGAUCGCGUCUUCCGAAAUGAAACUUUGGACAACACUCAUUUGGCAGAAUUUCAUCAAGUCGAGGGACUCAUCGCUGAUUACAAUGUCUCGUUAGCUGACUUGAUUGGCGUCCUCCACACUUUCUUCAAGAAACUCGGAAUCGAAAAGCUCAAGUUCAAGCCUGCAUACAACCCAUACACCGAACCGUCUAUGGAAAUUUUCUCGUAUCACGAAGGAUUGAAAAAGUGGACCGAAAUCGGCAACUCUGGAAUGUUCAGACCAGAAAUGUUGAGGCCGAUGGGAUUGCCCGAAAACGUGUCCGUCAUUGCCUGGGGCUUGUCGCUAGAACGCCCAGCGAUGAUCAAAUAUAAAAUGAAUAAUAUUCGAGAGCUCUGUGGCUACAAAUACGACCUUCGAAACGGUCAAAAUGCCUCAAUCUGCCGCGUUGACUUCGAGAGAUUGCGAAAAACGUGUCCGGUGCGCGCGCGUUUCGGCGAUUUGUCGCGGCAAACGAAUUUGCGCAAGUUGAACUCUUGGCUCAGCGAGCGCUCGUACCUCGUCGACGAUGUAGCGACAAAACUCGAUGUUCAAGCGCACGCGCAUGUUCAACCCGAACUAGUCGAUAAUUACGCGCACGUGGCUAGAUGGUGGAAUCAUAUCGCCACUUACAAAGGCGAAUAUGAAUUCCUCCCGGAUGGCAAAUUCUAA